UUUGAGUUAAAUUGUCACAGAAGAAGGUUCACAAUAUGUUGUCCGUCAGUUUCGUGUUGUUUGGCUUCGUGCUGGUUCUUACAGGGCAUUUUGGUGCCAGUAACGUUCUUCGUGAAACCGUGUCCGAUGAAAGAGUGAAGAGAGCUGUUAAUACUCCAGUAAGUUUCUGUUGAUUGUAUAUAUCCAAUACGCUUCAGGGUACACAAGCAUUGUAAUGCAACUAAAUACUUACAUAAAAUUUGGAAUAACACAAAUUUGUGGGGAACUACUGUAUUAAUACCGCAUAAUUAAAUGACUAGUUAUGAUAUGUUAUCCAGAAACUAUAACUGUGGAUAGAUAGGGAUUCGAGUACCUGAAAAAAAACCAAUAAAACUUCAAGGCCUUUCAUGGUUCCUAACUUCCCGACAAAGGGCCUUCGCUCGAAAUGCCCUGAUGCAGGUUCUACCUCCGCAGUUUUUUUGUUUUCCUAUACUACCGGCAAGGCCGGACCGUUCGAGUUUAUAUUGCAAAACUAUUUCUCAUUGAAUAUACCUUAUAUAGUAGACGCGUGGAAUAAUAUAUUACCAGGAUUUCACUUUUCAGUCAGAAGUUUGCAUAUACAAAGUCCUUGACUGAUGUUUUAUCAAAAUUAGAUUUUGAUUACUUAUUAAAAAAUUAAAUUGUGAUUACCGUAUUUAAUUACCCCGAUACUACGAUGGCCGGGAAGGGCCAUGACUGUAAACACUCGCCUUUUUUUUUUACCAGUACACUUUUUUACCAUUACACUUUUUUUUUUACCAGUACACUUUUUUACCAUUACGUUUUUUCCCCUCAAAAUUACACUCGCCGCUUUUUUCUUCAGAAUUACACGCGACGUUUUUUCAAUGCAAUAAUUACACGCGGCGUUUUUUCAAUGCAAUAUUCAAUAAUUACACGCGACGUCUUUUCCAAAAAUUACACUCGCCGUUUCUUUAGAGUUACGUUUUAAACUGAGGGUUUCAUUUCGGAUGAAGAUGGGAGCUAUCAUAAGGUUAGUGUGUUUCAUCAAAACAAAAAAUCAUGUAAAUACAGUACAAAAUUACACUUUUCAGUCGGUUAUGAAUAUAAUGCAUUGUUUUCUUUUGUGUUUUCCAAACUAUAUAAACAAAUUAAGCUUUGUGUGUUUUGCCAGGGUCAUAUAGUUAUUUUCGUUGUUGCACUUCAUCAUAUAUAAAACGUAUGUGUCUUGCCAUAUCGUAUAUGCGCCUGCAGUGAUACAACAAAAUCAUGAUCAACAAGAAAUGGCGGUUGUACAUGUGUUACGGCAAUAUGUGAUGAAGAGGUUAUUUCGCUGGCCUCAGAGUGACAAAACGUAACAUAGCAACGGUUUUACUAACACUAAUCCUAUUCCAAACACCAACCAGUGCCGUACACAGCGGGGGGUGUGGAGGGGGGUGUCAGGGGCAACUGUCCCCCAGAGAAAACUAUAUGUACGAUUUUUAGAAUGUCAUAUUAAUUAUUUUUUGGAUAUUUGGGACUUUUUCGGCAUAUAGGACUACUGCCCCCUAGUGAAAAAAUCCUGGGUACGGCCCUGACACCAACUCUAACACUAAUCUUGUCCCUAACCUAACCUAACCGAAAAAGGUUUGACGAAAUGUCAUUCUGAGGUCAGCCAAAUAACUUCUUCCAUGUGGCACUGGGAUAUAUAGCAACGCUGAAAUACACAAAGAAUGUUUUGUUUGGAAAACACAAAAGAAAACAAUGCAUUAUAUUCAUAACCGACUGAAAAGUGAAAUUUUGUACUGUAUUUACAUGAAACACUCUAACCUUAUGAUUGCUCCCAUCUUCAUCCGAAGUGAAACCCUCAGUUUAACUAAGUAACUCUAAAAAAACGGCGAGUGUAAUUUUUGGAAAAAAACGUCGCGUGCAAAUAAAUUAUUGCAUUGAAAAAACGUCGCGUGUAAUUAUUGCAUUGAAAAAACGUCGCGUGUAAUUCUGAAGAAAAAAACGGCGAGUGUAAUUUUAAAGGAAAAAAACAAUGAGUGUAAUGGUAAAAAAAGCGAAUGUUUACAGUCAUGGCCCUUCUCGGCCAUCGUACGAUACAAGUAUGAACGUUUUAGGAAAGCGAUUAAGGCUCAUUUUGUGAGCAAUAUGAACAGCUAUGAACUACCCUGUAAAUAAUAAUAACUUGUAAAUAACUAAAUUGUAACUCAUGUGGUUGUAUUUUUAUAUAUUUUUAUCUUGUGGUUUUUCUCACAUAUAUUUGUAAGUUCAUUGUCCGCUUCAAUUGGAGCUCGCUUUGUUGGCCCACGAUUCAUCAUAGACUAUAUAUACAGUAUAUGUAAAUAUAUUUAAACCUAAAUAACACUAAAUUAAACUAAAUUAAGUCCAUGUACCUAUAUACUCAUUGGGGGAGGGGGGGAUGGGGUAAGAGCAACAAAGUAACUUGCUAUACAACAUUAUUCCAACAAGCACAUGCAUGCAUAUCAUGUUGCGUAUGUACUCACCUGAAAUGUUUCUAUCUGCUGUUGGAGUUCCUUUAUACAAUCUGUUGACUAGAUCUACAAGUCUGUCUGGACACAUUUUGCUUAAAAUAUGUGACAUUUAGCGCCUGUAUCUUCCAUAUAGUGACACGUAUAUUUCUUUGAUCAACCCGUUUAGAGCGGAGGUAUAACGCUUAAUUUUGGACAUGGAAUGCGGGAUUUUAUCGUCAAUGGCAAAGGUGUUGGUAUCUACGGACAGGUUUGUUGGGCUUUUAUUAUAUUAUUGUGUAUCUAUGGGAUCGGAUUGGUUUAAGUAAUUAAAUAUUAUCCACAAGCAUCCUCAUUUUCCCGCCCCAUGCUUUUUUACUCUACUCGUCUUGCUUAUCAUAUCGUAUUUCGUACUAUUUCCUUGAAUUUCCUACGUUCCUGAUAAAUUCAUUGAUAUGACGCAUAAUCUAACGUUGCAGAACUACACAGUUGCCUGCGGAGGAGGCUAAAUCUAAAUAUUGAUGAAUAUACUGUACCUGUCUGUUUAAAAAAAAAGAACAUCUGUAACUAUCAAAUAUGAUAAUUUACCAAGACCUUUCCAUGCAAGUAUACUUAAUAUUUUCAUGAUAUGAGUUAACAAACCCCAGAAGUUUCAAAUGUGAUUCCUUUCCAUGUAAACAAACGAAAAAUGUUGUCUAAAAACCUAAACCACACCUAAGACGUACUUAAGACUACUUUUCUCUAGCUGAUUUUAC
This is a messenger RNA of Paramuricea clavata, 3184 nucleotides long. The record is from the annotation of a GenBank genome assembly. Lineage: Eukaryota; Metazoa; Cnidaria; Anthozoa; Malacalcyonacea; Plexauridae.